CCUAUCGUUGGGUAUCGGUCCACGCCCAUCGCUAGCUCGUAAAGAAAUUUAGGCUAAAAAUUUUAAUUUGCGCUAUUUUUCGCAUAAUAUGCGCUGAUAAUCGUUAAACCAGGUCAAGGUUAGCACCUCCAGGGUGCGGGGCGUAAAAGUGGACUAGUGAAAAGCGCAACUAAAGAGAGAAAAGCCGAUAAGAAGCAGAAUAAAGCAUCACCUGCAUUGUGUAUGCGCUUUUUUGUUGUAGUUUAUUUGGCAUAUAUUCGUGUGGCCUACGUGAUUAAAUACCCACGAAAAGAGGGCCAAGAGUGAAAUGGUGCAGGGCACAAGUGGCUAACACGAGCCGAGGCCGUAUUUUUGCAAAAUAAUUGAUAGCGUUCGUCGGAACCAGCUGAAAUCGCCAAUAAUCUGAGACGCAGCCCCGUUUCCGUGUGUGGGUGCUUUCUAUCUGUGUGUGUUUUUGCUUAUCCGCGCGUGUGUUGUAUUUCUGUGCGGUUGUGUUUGUUUGUUUGUGUGUGUGUGUGUGACGGGGGGCGAAGGUACAAACACACCCACCCAAAAAAAGCAGUCGCACUCGCAGCGCGCUCUCAAGGUUAAACUCGGACGUCGGCGCCCACUGCCGCCCACUGCAAUGCUGUGAUGAUGAGCAGGGGACGCGCCAAGGACACGGGGAACCGCAACCGGAACCGAGACAUGGAGACGCCGCGCUGCUCCAUCUGCGGCACCACCCAGCAGCUGCUGCGCUGCGCCAAGUGCAAGGCCAUCUACUACUGCUCGGCGGCGCACCAGCACAUGGACUGGCCGAAUCAUCGGCAGGACUGCCGUCUGUUGGCCCGCCAGAAGAACAACAACAACAAGAUGCAACAGCUGCAGCAGGCCGUGGCAGCCACCUCCCUGGAGGGCAGUGGCGCUGGCGCCAAUUGCUCCACGGCCCAGAUGAUGACGCCGGCCCAUCAGGCCCAGAGCUGGCCGGCAGAGGUGGACAAUCUGUUGAAUCUCCUCGGGCAACCGGGACAGGGGGACACCCAACAAUCGGGAGAUGGCAGCCAGCGGCAGACCCAUCACCAUCACCAUCACCACCACCACCACAGUGGGGAGAAGAGCUCCAGCUACCAGAUCGGCCUGGCAGACGCCAGCUUCAUGGGAUCGGGCAGCGAACGACGCUAUGAGGAUCUGUGUCGGAACAUCAUCAACGACAUGAACCAGUACGGCCUGUCCGUGGUGGAUGACUUCCUGGGAAUGGAGACGGGUCUGAAGAUCCUCAACGAAGUGCGGAGCAUGUACAAUGCUGGCGCCUUCCACGAUGGACAGCUGGUGCACAACCAGAAGCCCGAUGCCCCAACCUCGGCGGUGCGUGGCGAUAAGAUUCGAGGGGACAAGAUCAAGUGGGUGGGCGGCAAUGAGCCCGGUUGCAGCAACGUCUGGUAUCUGACCAAUCAGAUUGAUUCUGUGGUCUAUCGCGUGAAUACCAUGAAGGACAAUGGCAUCCUGGGCAACUAUCACAUCAGGGAGCGCACGAGGGCGAUGGUUGCCUGCUAUCCCGGAUCGGGCACACACUAUGUCAUGCAUGUGGAUAAUCCCAACAAGGACGGCCGCGUCAUUACAGCUAUCUACUACCUGAAUAUCAACUGGGAUGCGAGAGAAAGCGGUGGAAUACUGCGGAUUCGACCCACGCCUGGAACCACUGUGGCCGACAUUGAGCCCAAGUUCGAUCGACUGAUCUUCUUCUGGUCGGACAUACGCAAUCCUCACGAAGUGCAGCCCGCCCAUCGCACCCGCUAUGCCAUAACCGUCUGGUACUUUGAUGCCAAGGAGCGCGAGGAGGCGCUCAAUCGGGCCAAGCUGGAGAACAGCCGGACGAACAAUGCCAUCACAAGUAGUACGUCCCAGGCACAGCAGGCCGAGCCCGAUUCCACAACCACACCACCACCACCACCCGCCACAGUAGCCACACCAAGCACAUCCGCGACAUCCUCAACCUCUUCGCCCGCACCUGCAGCCGCGUUGCCCGCCAGCAUGUCCACGGGCACGGGGGCGUUGAAUGCGAAUGUCUCGAGCAACUCCUGCGCCGCCGGCAGCGAGAUAUGCACGUAACAUAGGGCAGAGGAAUGAAGGGCAACCAAAAAGUGUAAAUUUUUUCCAAAACACUCUGUAAAAAGCUAGUUAAAAACUAUUUAUGUACACAAGUCUAGAAGCGGGCCAGGCUCCGGCCCACUCGAGUCAGGCCCAGUUUGCAAAAGUGAAUCAAAGCUCCUUUAGUCGUUAAGUCUUCUAGUUAUAGCCUCUAAGUCGUACGUUUAGUUAGUCUCACACAUUAACCCCUAGCUAACUGCCUUGUCAGCGAUCGAGCCGAUUGUUUUAGCAUCUUUUUAAUUCGUUACAAACUUUCGCAGUGGCAAAAUUCAUUUCAUACUUUUCUGGCUGCCAAAGUAUUAUAUCUAAAGAGCAGUGCAUCAACAAUAACAAUCGCCAAGCAACGCGACGCUCAUCCUAUCCUAUCUCAAAAUUGUGCCAGUAGAUUGUAUGAAAUGUGAUUUCUGCUGGCCCCCCCUCCCACCCACUCACUCAAUCUUUCGACUCUCAUGCAUCUAGUACUCGUAGUUAGAAAUUUUUUUCAUAUCGUUAGGCGACAACAAAAUCUGUUCUCUUGUUAAAUUCUAGAAGAUAAAUUAUCCAUAUUUAUGGCAUAUCUGCAUACAUAUGUAUGUAUCUAUGUACAUAUAUGUAUUUAUGUAUAUUUUUCUAUUAAAUGAAAGCCUGAGCAAAUGCCA
This is a messenger RNA of Drosophila miranda, 2765 nucleotides long. RefSeq names its product egl nine homolog 1 (gene Hph). Gene Ontology annotation, biological process: cellular response to hypoxia; peptidyl-proline hydroxylation to 4-hydroxy-L-proline. The coding region runs from base 634 to 2088 and encodes 484 amino acids. Gene Ontology annotation, cellular component: nucleus; cytoplasm. Lineage: Eukaryota; Metazoa; Arthropoda; Insecta; Diptera; Drosophilidae. The transcript has 5 exons. Gene Ontology annotation, molecular function: L-ascorbic acid binding; ferrous iron binding; peptidyl-proline 4-dioxygenase activity. The record is from RefSeq and is a predicted model, not a curated record.